This is a messenger RNA of Tetrapisispora phaffii CBS 4417, 1461 nucleotides long. It is a transcript of the gene RNT1, whose product is annotated as ribonuclease III. The transcript has a single exon. Gene Ontology annotation, molecular function: ribonuclease III activity; double-stranded RNA binding. NCBI's taxonomy places the organism in Eukaryota, Fungi, Ascomycota, Saccharomycetes, Saccharomycetales, Saccharomycetaceae. Gene Ontology annotation, cellular component: nucleus. The record is from RefSeq and is a predicted model, not a curated record. Gene Ontology annotation, biological process: regulation of gene expression; rRNA processing; primary miRNA processing. Bases 1 to 1461 code for a protein of 486 amino acids.
AUGGGAUCCACUCAAAAGAGAGAUUCUGAGCAUUUACAAGAUACAUUUUCUUCUGUUCACAAGAAGAGCAAGAAAAUUGUGGUAAAUAAUAAGGAUGAUGGAAAUAUUGAGGCAGAGGAUGACAAUGUAGGUGCACACGCAUUUAGUGAAACUAUUUUGAAAGUAUCUGAUAUUACACAAUUGGAGCACGCCGUUACAAAAUUAUUAGAAUCAUUUCAAACUAUUAUACAAUUGGCACCAAAUUUCAAAUGUUUCCAAGAGGAUUACAAACAGCUGGAAAAGAUACCUGUGUCCCUGUUACCAUCGUAUUCCAGAUAUCAACUAAAAUUGGCAAGUGAACUGAAAUCAUUGUACGAAUUAGAGAAGGUACCAAUUUUGAAUGAUUUAUAUAAUUAUGAGGAAAACUAUAACCAAGCAACUGGGACUAAGUCAUAUUUGAAAGAUCUGACAGAUAUCGAUAUUGAAAAGUUAUCGAACAAGUAUACAGUAAAAGAUCCUGAUGCUGAUAAAGCAUCUUUUCCCAACGAUGAUGAAGAGGACGAAAACAACGAAGCUGACGACAAGAAAUCUCAGAAGAAAUCGUCAUGGCCUCCAAAGAUUCCUGAAAUUAAAAAUCCUGCUAUCAGAGCUAAAGUAUUUACCCACAAAUCUAUUGUUAAGGAUAAAUUGUACCUAAAAGAAACUGAAAUGGUAAAUACUCACAAUGAAAGACUGGAAUUUUUGGGUGACUCCAUUUUAAACACCGUCAUUACCAUGAUUUUAUACAAUAAAUUUCCAACAUUUUCAGAAGGACAACUGUCUAGUUUAAGAAGACACUUGGUAAGCAAUGAAUGUAUUAAAAAAUGGAGUUAUCUAUAUGACUUACCAGGAAAUUUAAAGACAAAUUUAGAAACUGAACAAGAUAAAUUAAAUUUUCAUUACGGCCAUAAAAAAAUACAUGCUGAUGUAUUUGAAGCAUAUAUUGGUGGUUUAAUAGAGGAUGAUCCAAAGCAUAAUAUGCCAAAAGUUAGAAAAUGGUUAUCCAAAUUAGCUAAACCUAUAAUAGAUGAGCUAACAAAAAAAGAUAUCAGUUUGCAACAACCUGACAAUUUAAAUCUAAAUGCCAAGAAAGAGUUGUAUUCUUUAAUUGGGUAUGCAUCAUUGAAUCUUCAUUAUGAAACAACUAAAAAAGCUAGCUAUGAUAGUCCAAUUUGCAUAGUACAAUGUAUUACCGGCGAUGGUACAGUUCUAGGUACUGGUAAAGGUAGAAAUGCAAAAAUGGCUGGGAUUAAUGCUGCACAAAAUGUUUUGGAUAAUAGGGAAUUGGUAGAAGAAUAUGCAAAACGCAGAGCUGCUAUCCCAAGAGAAGAUUCUCGUAUUAAAGGCGCCAGAGGAGAUCAUAAAGAUAACCAAGAGAAAGAGAUAGAGAAACCUAAAAUAACGUUAACUGAAGACGGUGAAUUUAAAUUUGUGUUACAAUAA